CAGUUCUCCAGCCCAGGCAGGAGAGAGAAAGAGAGAGAGAGACAUGGGAAAAUUGUAAUAAAACUGUAAAAAACUAUCAAGUGAUAACUCCUCAAAGGCUUAAAAAGAGGAGUUCUGGUGUUGACUCUCAGUUAACAUUGUCUGUCCCACGGUCACCACACUCCUCCCUGUCCUCCAGCCCCAAUGAGACAUGUCGUCAACUCCCGUCCCCGUGAUGGGAACAAUAACAACGCCGUCGUCGUCGUCGUCGUCAGUUACAUCCUCAGCUGCACCUGGCGCCAACGGGCCGCUGCAGAAUGGGGCGGACGGCGACGGUCAAAUGGCGACGACGACGCCACAGUUCCACACACCCUUCCCCUCGAUGCAGCAUUUACGUGAAGAAAUGUUUCUGCCAGGGGAUCCCAUAUUUCAAAACUCAGAGGUGGACGAGCUUCGCACCAGAAUGGAGUCAGAGUCGUCGACUGACCCUGUGACAUCACUACUCAGACCAAAUCGUGGUGUUCACACCAUGGAACAGAAGAGUGGUAGUUAUAAUAAAAUUCCCUUCGUCAGGGGGAACAAAGUGAUAAAAAAGCGGAUACUCGGGAGAAGAAAGAAAGAAUUGAAUAGUCUACUUUGUGACCUGGCGAAAGAGUUGUUGACUCAGUAUACUUACACCGCUCUGUUAUCCGAUGACCAUGCGAGGAUAGGCAGUGGUGGUAGUGAUGGUGUGUCCUCGGUGUUUCCUCCAACUUCCGAACAUAGCAAUUCAGUGAGAACUUGUGUCGAAGCGAUGAAUUCACUUUCUUUCCGUCCGUUUAGAACAUUUCUGAAAGAGCAUGACCACACUACUCCCCUCUUGAACGAGGACACUUUAAGGAAAUUGUUGUUUUUCGAUGAUGAUCUGUCACGCAUAACUCAUGUACCUGAACCAUGUCUGGUUGCAGAUGGAAUAACUAUUACAUCAUCGUCAGCUGUUCGCCUUGUACCGUCCAGGAUGCCUAUGAAUCCAUUGAGUGACAGGCGAUUCCUACCGGUCGAUAGUUUAAAAUUGGAGAUGAAUCAGGAAUUCAAUCAGAAAGCAGCCUCAUUCGACCAAACUUUGAAGAUGUUAUCUGAUAUUGAACAGAAGAAAAAGAAAAUCUCAGCUAAACCACCUAAAAAGUAUUCCGAGAAGAUGAAAGCUGAAGCAUCCAUCAUUCAGAGGAUUCAGGAGCUACAAAAAGAAGGGAUGUGGUAUGAUAAGAGACUACCAAAGUUGAAAGAACCAGAACGUGUGAAGUUGCACCGAGAUUACCUCAUUGAGGAGGCCCUCUGGAUGCAAAUCGAUUUUCAACAGGAAAGAAAGUGGAAACAAAUCGCAGCGAAAAAAAUUUCUAAAGCUAUUAGACGUCAUUUCAAACAAAAGCAGCUGGCUGCUGAAAGAGCAUUGAAAGAAGACGAGAUUCGCAAACGAAGAAUGUGUUCCUUCAUUGCUCGAGAAAUCCAGAAAUUUUGGGGCAAUGUCAAGAAAGUUAUUGAACUUCAGGAGCAAAGCAAAAUUGAGGAUCUGAAGAAGAAAGCCCUUGAUCAGCAAUUAAGCUUUAUUGUUGAUCAGACUGAAAAGUACUCAGGCUUGUUGGCUGAAAAAUUUCAGUCUGUUCUCAAACGAGAACGAGACGUCGACUUGAGUAAUAAUGCCGACGUAGAAUCUCUUCCAAAUUCAUCCCCCAAUUCGGAUGAUGAAUUUCAGCCAAGGAGUGGGUCUGAGGACGACGAGGAAACAAUUGCCAAGGCAGAGUCCGAAGCCAAGUCUUCAGAAAUUAAUAAAGAGGUUAAAUUGUUAGAAAUGGAGUCCUUGAUGGAGAUGGACGAUUUCUUGGAUGUACUUCCCAAGGGAUAUCUCGAAUCUAGAAUGCGAGAAAUUGAGACUGACACCAAAAAACCUGGACCUUCUACUUCGUCACGAUCGGCAAAUGCUGUGGUAGAUCAAUCUGCUACUGAAGAUGAUGAAUUCACUCUACCAAGUGAUUCAGAGUCGGAUGAAGAGGACACUAUUGAUAGAGAGGAGGCUAUCGAAGAACGUGAGGGAGGAGAUCACCAGAAAGAAAUUGACGAAUUGAAUGCAGAUGCUGAACUGAGCUUAGAAGAAAUCAAAGCGAAAUAUCAAUAUAAAAACGUUGACCCAGACGAAUCUGCAUCAAUGGGGUCAAUAGUGUCCGACACUUCAACAGGAAUCGAAUCUGAAUCCGAAACUCCCGAAGAUGAGGAGGAGGAAGAAGAAGAUGCUGAUGAUUCAACUACUGAAGACAUGACAGUUUCUGAGGAGGAGACUCCUUCCGACACUCCUGACACUGCUGAUAUGGUCCAAGAGGAUGAAAACGACAGUGGUCUAGCAUCACUGUUGCAAACGUUUGCCCCAGAACGAGCUGCAGACGUUGAUGAUGAAGACGCCCUGAAUAGCGUAGCAGCACUUGCUGAAUCAUUUCAACCGAAAGGUUAUACUUUGUCUUCCACAACCGUCGUCACCAAGAUCCCAUUCUUGAUCAAACAUACUUUGCGGGAGUAUCAACAUAUCGGCUUGGACUGGUUGGUGACUAUGUGCGAUAAGAAGCUCAAUGGAAUUCUUGCGGAUGAGAUGGGAUUAGGAAAAACUAUACAAACCAUUGCUCUUCUUGCUCACCUUGCUUGUGAAAAGGGGAACUGGGGGCCUCAUCUAAUUGUCGUUCCUACCUCAGUUAUGCUCAAUUGGGAGAUGGAGUUUAAGAAGUGGUGUCCAGGUUUUAAAAUACUCACAUACUACGGCUCUCAGAAGGAAAGAAAGUUGAAACGAACUGGGUGGACGAAACAAAAUAGUUUUCAUGUUUGUAUUACCUCUUACAAGCUCGUCAUUCAAGAUCAUCAAAGUUUUCGCAGAAAAAGGUGGAAGUAUCUGAUUUUAGACGAAGCUCAAAAUAUAAAAAAUUUCAAAUCUCAACGGUGGCAGUUACUCUUGAACUUUAAUGCACAAAGGCGGCUGCUGUUAACUGGGACACCUUUGCAAAAUAAUUUAAUGGAGCUGUGGUCUCUAAUGCAUUUUCUAAUGCCAAAUGUCUUCCAAUCUCAUCGAGAGUUUCGUGACUGGUUUUCAAACCCAGUUUCUGGAAUGGUGGAGGGGAGUGCAGAGUAUAACGACAAUAUAAUUCGUCGGUUGCACAAGGUUUUGCGCCCCUUUAUUCUUCGGAGAUUGAAAAGUGAAGUUGAGAAACAAUUACCCAAAAAGUAUGAGCAUUUAGUGAUGUGUCGAUUAUCAAAACGUCAACGAUACCUUUAUGAAGAAUUCAUGUCGCGAACUAGAACUAAAGAUACUUUAAAUUCUGGCAACCUUCUCAGUGUGAUAAACAUAUUGAUGCAACUUCGAAAAGUGUGUAAUCAUCCUAAUCUUUUUGAGCCCCGACCUGUGAUUUCACCGAUGCAAAGUGAUGGUGUUGUUUAUUAUAUUCCUUCAAUGGUUUGGAAUAUAUUGGACGAGCUUCUCGAAUCUAAACCGAGCUACCCUGUCUUUCAUAUGACUGAAGCGGAUUUGUACUUUUCAAAAGAGGAAGCUUGGAGGAUUCAAAACCUUGCUCCACAUGCAGAUUCACAAGUAACUUUAUCUACGAAUAGCAGAUCUCGCGAUAGGGCAACUGGUUUGGAUAAUGGUUACGCAAAUGUUUGCACACUUAAGAACAUGUCCAAGAUACAAAUCUUUAACAAUUUCGAUAUUGGACCACCACGAAAACGGCCAAAAUUGUCCUUCAUUGACGCUUUGGAUACCCCAUUUCCUCCUCCAAUGCCUCGACUUAAUUCUCCCAUCCCAUUCUUCCUGUCUGUCAUUGACCCAGCUACGAAUGGGCUCCUGGAUGACUCAGAGUUUGUAGAUUAUGUUGGACAGAGAUCUCACAAGACCAAGAUAGGCACGGUGCUCAACGCUCCAUUGUUCAACGGCGAACUGGAGUUUGUAAAGCCUAAGAUCGACAACGGUGGUAAAAUCAUAACAACUGAAUUAAACCACAUUACUGAUGCCGUUGAACUACCAACUCCAGACUCGUCGAUUAUUGCUGACCCUGAGAAAAACAGCGAGGAGGAUGAUGAAAUGGACGAGUCAUCAAUGGACGAAGAGGUGUCAGAAGACAGUGACGGUGAGAUUGUGAUACCCAAGAAGAAAAUGAAACUCGCUCUAACAAUAAAAAAGAAUGGAACUGAUGGAAUAUUAGCUAUGGGUAUCAACCCCACAGAAUUUCAAUUGCCUGAAAUCCAAGAACGAAGUAUCAUCAACAGAAGAGUAGUUGUUUCUAAACUAGAAAGGAUCAACCGCUUCCGAUGUGAAAUCAAUCCAGUUUAUGGACAGUCCACACUUGAACAUCUUGAGAUAUUCCCAUCUCGUCUUCAAGAUCGUCGACAGAGAUGUGCUUUUAAAUUGCAAGAAUCCCCAAAACAUAGAGGAUUUGAAUUGGGAUACGGCGAAGUGGAACGCGUGGUUCGAGCCAAACUUCGAAAUGAACUUCCUCCUAUACCUAAUCAUCCAUAUUUACUCGGGGAGAAUACGAAAACGUUAUGCGACAUGAUUCCCACUUUAGAAGAACGCCUCGAAAUAAUGAAACCAAUUCUUAGUCGAUAUGUGAUAUACAUACCAUCUGUAACGGCUCCAUUAACCCAAAGUAAAGUAUUCAGACCAGCACCUUCACGCUACUUUAAAGAGCUAUUCAUGGAGAGGGAAAUGAAAGAUGUACUACAAAAACCUUGUGAGCUGAUACAUCCAAUUGUAUCAUGUAUGUCGACCCAAUUUCCCGAUCCCAGACUUAUUCAAUACGACUGUGGGAAACUUCAGACUUUGGAUCGGUUAUUACGACAGCUCAAACUUGGCAGCCACAGAGUACUUAUUUUUACCCAGAUGGCUAGGAUGCUGGAUGUGCUCGAAGCCUUCCUCAAUUAUCAUGGACACAUCUACCUUCGACUGGAUGGAGCCACACGUAUCGACCAGAGACAGCUUUUAAUGGAGCGAUUCAACACCGACAAGCGUAUCUUCUGUUUCAUCCUUUCCACUCGCUCAGGAGGUGUUGGAGUUAAUUUAACUGGAGCAGACACGGUCAUUUUUUACGACAGUGAUUGGAAUCCAACAAUGGAUGCCCAGGCCCAAGAUCGUUGUCACAGAAUCGGGCAAACUCGAGACGUGCACAUUUACAGACUUGUAAGCGAGAAAACAGUAGAGGAAAAUAUCUUGAAAAAGUCUAAUCAAAAGAGAAUGUUGGGAGAAAUUGCUAUUGAAGGAGCCAGUUUUAACACUGCUUUCUUUACAAAGAAUACUAUCCACGACUUAUUUACGGUUGACCAUCAAGAGAAUGAUCCUCGAAAAAGACUGGCUGAGUUGGCAUCUGGCAGUUUGAGUUAUCAAGAUACAUUGAAAUUGGAGGAAGGAGACGAUAUUCGUCCUACUGGACCUACUCAUAUGAUUACAUCUGACGAUUCGUCUGAAGAUAAAAAUGCGAUACAAAUUUUGGAAAAUGCUCUAUUAACAGCCGAGGACGACAUCGAUGUUCAAGCUUCACAAACUGUCCGAGCAGAAGCGGCGGCAGAACUUGCAGAAUUCGAUGAAACAAUUUCUCUUGAUGAACUCGAUUCUAAUCCUCAAGCAACUGUGACGGAGGCACCUAAAUCCGAGAUUGAAGAGAUUUUUGAACAGCUCAACCCGGUGGAGAUGUAUGCUAUCCGAUGGAUGGAGAACUGUAUGGAAGAUUGGGCGAGCGAGACUUACGCCAAUGCUGAAAAAGACAUUGAGAAACAGAAGCAAGAGUGGGAAGAUGCUCAACAGCGUCAUUUGCAAGAACUUGAAAUGGCUGAGCAGGAAAAUGACGAGGACGACUCUGAAGAGGAGGAGGAAGAUAUGGUUACUUACCUAUCUAUAGACGCUAAGAAUAAGGUGUGGAUAGCUCAAAAUUCCAAGAAUGAGAUCAUUAUGCCGAUUUGGUGUCCACCAACUCCUCCGGAGGAUGUAGGCGACGUAUAUAUUGAGAAGGUCGCUAGCUAUUUGUACAAGCAAGAGGUUAUCCCCGAAUUUCAGCUGCCACCUAUUCACGUGCCUCCUAAACAUCCGAAAAAGCAGAGCCCAGCUAGUAUCCUUUCCAGCAAGGCAAGCUAUGAGCGCUCCGGCGAGUUUCCAAUGGAUAUUGGCGAGAUGGAAGAGUCCUUCAGCAAAAAGUCCCCGUCCAAAGUGGCACGUCGGGAUGAACCAAUUUUUGCCCCUCGAUCCCUCUUUGAUCGACCAUCCCCUGCCCUUGCUAAGCUCAGAAGAGAUUAUCGGCUUCAAAAGUAUAGUUGCAGACCAACUGCUCCUGCCGCUGUUAAAAAUGUUCUGGGUCCUGGCUCUGUCACUUUUCCCAUUAUUCCUUCUCCAAGCGCUAAACCUCCUCCAGCUCCUCCAGCAGACAUGGCAGAAUGGAUGGUGGCAGAAGAUUAUGCACUAUUGCAGACUAUUCAAAGUCUUUUGGAACUCCCAUUGUCACUGCUUGUGGUAAACCUGGCUCAGACCCCAAAUUGGGAGUUGGCAGCAGAAAUCGUAAACAUGACCUCCAGGACGUAUCGAACUGCGAAGCAUUGCAAGUGGAGAUAUGAAAAUAUUGUUGGUCCACGAGAAGAAGGGAAGCUGCUUUAUGAUUCACCCUGUUUAUCCCCAACGUCUCCCACCAAAAAGAGCAAGAAAGCAAAAACUUUCAUUAAAAUUACUCCUCCCUCACCUUCAAAGGCUGCCCGAUAUUUGAAAACAAGUCAAUUGGUUGCACAAGAUAAUAACUCCCAGCUCACUAAUUUUUUCCUUCAAAAAUUUGAGACCAUCAAAAGCACGUCUAUUAAAAAAGCCCCCGUGGCAAAGGUAGUGAGUGGGACUCCCAUGAUUAAAACUAGCAACAAUAAACAGGCAGCGAUAUUUUCCGAACAUGGUAUUAACUAUGACUCCCCCAUGUUGGCUACAUCAAUUGCUCAGUCUCGGAUAGAAAGACUGACUCUAGAAAGAAAGAAGAUAUUGCAGCAGCAACAAGUCCAAACAGGGUCACAAGCACAGGGGACGACUGCUCAUUCUGUGAGCUCGCAGUCACCAACUAUUAGCAUGGCUUUAGCUGGCAGCAGCCAACCCGCUAGUCCGAUAGGAUCGCCGACUCCUGUUACACCAAUGACCGAGUCUUCUAAACUAACCAGAGCUACUUUCCCCCCUUCUGUAUCCACUGCUUCCGGUCUCGUACCACUGGUUCUUGGGACAAGUACAGGGGAAGUUAUUGCGAGAACCAAUGUGACUGGGUCAACACUAGCAGCAGGACAAAAACGUCAACUAACAACUCUUACGCCGCAACAACAACAACAGUAUUUACUCCAGCAAAAAUUACAGCAACAGCAACAACAGCAGCAACAGCAAUCUCAAAUCCAGCAAGCGUUGUCCAGUCCGGUCCAGACACAUCAAGUCAUAGUUUCUCAGCCCACGGCAAGUCUUCAAGUGGCACAAGGUGUGAUGGCUUCACAACAGGUUCAGGGUCAAAUUUUAAGAACUACUCAGGCCCUUCAACAAACCCAAACCGUAGUACUUCCACCUGGAUUGGCGCAAGCGCUGGGUGCUGCUGUAGGAGCAACGGUUACCGUAUCAUCAAGUGGAACUAUGUCUAUUGCGACUACAGGGAUUUCGACGGCGACUGCAUCAGCGCUGUCGAAAAAUAUCGCGACAAUUAAUCAGCAACACCUCCAACGGAUGACUUCUGUUGGACUGCAGGACAUUAUAUCGCCUGGUGUCACCCACCAAGGGACUCUUAUGUCAUUAACACCUGUGCAAUCGCCUCAACUAACCACAAAGUUGAUUCAAGGGACUCAAGGACUAGCUACAUUUGCCCAAGCUCCUCCUAGGGCAACCAGCGGAACAAUAUUGAAUGCAUCUCCUGCACAAGCUCCAACAGCGUCUCAACAACAAGCGCAGCAAAUGAAGGAACAAGCCCAUUUGCAGCAGCUCAAGAGGAUCCAAGUCGUCACCUCAGGGUCACAGUCACCUGGAACAGGCACUCAAACAGCGUCAGGUUUGGCGUUACAAGGUGUAACGCUGGUACAAACCAGUCCUGUCUUUACUCAAGCAACGGCGGCGUCAGGAUUAACAGCAUCGACGCUGACUGCGGCACAAAAAGCCCCUAUGAUGACAUUGGCCAGCGCUCCAAUGGGAACAGUAGCUACGGUUGUGAAUCAAGGCAGCCCUCGACAAGUUCAAUUACUGAAGCAGCAAACCAUUGGAGGAAAAACUGUAACUCGCACGGUGUCGGACGCGGAGAUGGCAGUGCUCCUCAAGCAGCAUGGACUUGGUCAACCGGCCCGAUUUGCCGUCUCAUCUGGAGGUCAACCCAUGACGCAAUCUCCACAGAAAACGCAAGUAGCAUUUCCUAUGGCUACGACGCACACCUUAUUGACAUCGAUGGGUCUCCAGAAUGUGGUGAAACUACAGCCGUCGAAUGCAACAGGCCAGCAAAUGGCAACCUUUGUAAAAACAACCGGAGCUGGAGGACAGCAACACGGUGGGGCCUUAGCUUUCCCAUUGCAGUUAUCACAGGUUAAAACAGUCAACAAGUUGGGAGGGAAUGCCCAAAAGCAACAGCAAACUGUGGCGCAGCAGAUUCAACAUCUCAGCCCCUUUCAACAGCAAAUCCUCCUCCAGCGCCAGAAGCAGCAACAGCAACAGCAGCAGCAACAAAUGCUGCAAGCCAAUACUGCGAGCAAAAUAGCUCAGUUAGGACAGCAGGCACCAACCCAGCUAAUUGCAGUGCAAGCGAGUCCAAAGCAACUACAGUCUGGGGUUUCUGUACCACAAUUUCAGCAAGUUUUUAAACAGGUGUCAUCUCCUGGACAAGUGAUUUCGUCUGGUGGUCAGUUAAUUCACGCCAACGUGCUGACUAAGCCUAUGACAUUGCAAAAUGUUACCACCUCCACUGGAACAACGCAAAUAAUUUCUGCCUCCACGACCCCGUCGUCCAUAAUAUCCGUACCAUCAGCUAACUAUGCCACUCCGCAACAAGGGGUUACUCAUGCCAGGUUGAUCUCUGUGAACCAAUCGUCGCCAAUUGGAGUUAAGCAACCUGGACUUCUUGGUAACCUUGCACGGCCAGCGAUGCCUACAACAACGCAUAUGUCCCCCACCAUUCAACUUUUAGGUUCAUCUAAGAGUGACUCACAGAUACGUAUACAAGGAGGGACCUUGACGACACUGUCGACGUCUCCCAUGUCUGUGCCGCCAAGUAUCACUCCAGUGGUGUCGGAUGCAGCUUCCAGUUCAUCACCACAGGCAGUAGGGACCCCUAUUAAAAUCAGCCAGCCCAAUGCUAGCGUAGUACCUACUCCGCCGCCGACUCCGACAACAACGACAACAACAUAGCGACUGGUUUUAACAUGCCACUUGAAAAUUUUGACUAGUUUUUACUUUAACCCUUUUCAACCACUUCCCCACUCUCAUAAUUAAUGAUCAUCCAUAUUUUCCUCACAUACUGCUGGCGGCUUGUGGUACAAUUAAGUUAAAACCAUCUUGGAAUCUCGUGUUGAUAGCGCUGUAGCAUCAUCUUCAACAUUACACUCAACUUUUCUGGACCAUUACAUUAACAACUACGAUGGAAAGCAUCAAUAAUUUUACCUGUCGUGCAUACAGCCGGCUCGGAAAGCUUUCACCAAUAGCCCAAAAUAAUCUUCACCCCCGAAGAAUUUCGAUAAAGUGGAAUCCACACCUUUAAUAGCCAAUUCAAGAUGCUGGGUCACCUUCAGUUCUGUCUCUUCAUCUGUAGCACUGUAUAUUUCUGAUGUAACUCCUUUCUCCCCCGAUGAGAUACUGAAUGCAGAUAUGUCGUCGAGAUCAGGAAUGAAACGACACCCUCCUGCCAAAUAAUGCAGUCCACCAGAUCGGACUAGUCGUACAAACCUGUAAAAUUAACAAACAACAAUUAUCAUCAUAAUCUUGCCGACGACAGAACUAAGAAGCAAAUUACAUAUAUUAUAUAAUUUGGUGGCCGUUGAUGAAACGCUUAUUAGGAAUUAAGGAUUUGGUAUUUAAUGACGUAGAUAUAAUAGAAUUUUGUAUAUUUGUAGUAUACGAUUAACAAGCCUAAGAUUAAUUUUAUUGGACAACUACGGUUAACAUGUUAAGUAGAGAAUGGUGACGGUUAUAAUUGUGUAUGUACGUAUAUGAAUGACACACACCAACAUUAAGUUGUAGUAAAGUUAAUGUUAACACUGUAUGGAAAAAUUUUGGUACAAAUCCUUGUGAAAAGGACACUUUUGUAAUGAAAUGCUUCAUUUAACGUAUUUUUAAAAUCAAACAGGUAUUCACUUUACAUGCCACACUAAGAAUCGUAAUCAUGCAUAAUUGAUGAUUUUAGUUUAAAAUAAAGUCAACCCAGUCAACCCUUACUAAAUUUA
This is a messenger RNA of Folsomia candida, 10398 nucleotides long. It is a transcript of the gene dom, whose product is annotated as helicase domino. The transcript is spliced from 33 exons. Gene Ontology annotation, cellular component: Swr1 complex. The coding region runs from base 191 to 9367 and encodes 3058 amino acids. The record is from RefSeq and is a predicted model, not a curated record. Gene Ontology annotation, molecular function: histone binding; ATP hydrolysis activity; ATP-dependent chromatin remodeler activity. Lineage: Eukaryota; Metazoa; Arthropoda; Collembola; Entomobryomorpha; Isotomidae.